This is a messenger RNA of Macrobrachium nipponense, 1581 nucleotides long. RefSeq lists its product as uncharacterized. Lineage: Eukaryota; Metazoa; Arthropoda; Malacostraca; Decapoda; Palaemonidae. The record is from RefSeq and is a predicted model, not a curated record. The transcript is spliced from 4 exons. Bases 323 to 988 code for a protein of 221 amino acids.
CAUACGUGAGGAGUGCAGACCUCAGCUCUGCAUUCAAUGACUCCCCCUCGAAUCUUCUCCGCACUUUUGGUCGUUUCUCCGCACUUUGGCAACACUGUGCCGGACCGACAUAGUGUGAAAAGGUACAUACAUUAGAGAUAAUAGUCCACUGCUAGUCGCAUGUUGGUCCGACAUCGUGUCGCAUUUACGUACGACAGUGUGAAAGGUCCUGAAGCAGUUGAACAAGUAACUAACGGAACAUCCAAUAGAUGUUGCGCCGUCAGGCCAAGGAAGGAGGAGUGGGCAGCAGAUCCUCAGAUACGUCCUACACGUCCGCCUGGUCAUGUUCAUUAUCAAAGGGAUGCUGUUCAUGUUCUCCCUGAGCCUACUGACGGAGGAAGUCAGAGACAACUUUCUGGUGGCCGUAACUGUCUCCGGAGUGAGUGCGGUCAUCUUCAGGAUUUACCUCGUCUGUCAGAUCGGGGAAAACGUCAGACGAGCGAACGACGAUGUAAUCUACGCCAUCCGGUCCGCCAUAGCGUACCAUCCCGUGGGAGACGGAAUCAACUCGGAAAAUUUAAACGAGCGAAGCGACACCGUCCAGCCAGAGCAAGGCAUAGCUCGUGAAACGAAGUGGAUGAAACAAGACCUCAUGCCAGCGACUUCCACUAAACAAAACAAUUCUCUUGACUUCGAUGGCUCAAAACACAACGACUUAUCAACCGAAGUUCUUGGUGACGAGAACAAGCCAGGAAAAACGGAAAACAAGGAAAUUCACCGCGAAGGGCAGACGCUUCCUGACGGUCUUGACAAAGGGGAGAAUUCGCCAUGCGCCUGUUCCUCUGGGUUGCAAUUUGAUAGCUUGCAGAAUCUCCUGUCGCGCUUUGAGGCUCAGCGUAUGGAAGUUCAGAUAUGGGGUUUCGAAUGUCUCUCAGCUGCGACUUUCAGUAACCACGUCGGCAGGAUAUUGACGUACUUGGUGGUUCUUCUUCAGCUCAACCAGGGGUAAUUUCCUGAAUGAGGACUGGAAGGGGACUCAAUGGAAGACUUCUGCAAUGUUUGGUGGUGUCAGGGCCAUUGUACGUUUUAUUACUAUUAUAUUAUUGCUCAAUAAUUCGCAAUCAGAUUAAAUUGUUGUAUAGUCCACAACUGACUGUGGAAUAAUAAUAAUAAUAAUAAUAAUAAUAAUAAUAAUAAUAAUAAUAAUAAUAAUAAUAGUAAGAAAAGUGAUGGACUCCUAAGGAGGCAGGAUGUAACCCGGAACCCCAAACUAUAAAUACCACCCAGUCGAAAUGGAGGACUGUGAUAGAAAAAAAAAUAAUAAGAAUGAUAAUAAUUGACAAGUAUAAAAUCCUAAAAAUAGAAAUAAGAAGGAUAUGGGAUAUGCCAGUGGCAAUUGUACCCAUAAUUACAGGGACACUAGGCACUAUCCCAAGAUCCCUGCAAAGGAACCUGGAAAAACUAGAUGCUGAAGUAGCUCCAGGACUCAUGCAGAAGAGUGUGCGCCUAGAAAUAGUGCUCAUAGUAAGAAAAGUGAUGGACUCCAAAGAGGCAAGAUGCAACCCGGAACCCCACACUAUAAAAACCACCAAGUCGAAUAUG